Molecule: messenger RNA, 1481 nt
Organism: Cajanus cajan (pigeon pea)
Lineage: Eukaryota; Viridiplantae; Streptophyta; Magnoliopsida; Fabales; Fabaceae
Product: FKBP-like peptidyl-prolyl cis-trans isomerase family protein
Cellular component (GO): thylakoid; chloroplast
Molecular function (GO): peptidyl-prolyl cis-trans isomerase activity
Source: RefSeq, a predicted model, not a curated record
GCAUCCAACGGUCCUUAUUGCUUCUUGCAUCUGAACCGUGGGAUAAACUAAGAGGUGGAUACUGGAUAGCAUAGAACAAACCAAACUGAAGAGAGAACCUUGAGCUCUGUUGCGCUUCCUUCAAAUUCACCUAAAUUUUCAAGGACGUGUUAUCUAGUCCAAACUCCAAACGUUUGUGUGAAACAGAUAGAGCAGGGUCUAGUCCCAGUAGUUAAAGUUAUGGCAUCAAUUUUAUCCUUAUCUGUUGGUUAUGUUUCCUUCCCCAAAUCUCAAUCUCUGGACCCUGAGAAAAUCUCUGAUUCUUUUUCCUCUGGCAAAAACAACAGCAGGAGUGGAAGUUGUUGUGCACCAUCAUUUGAAAGAAGAAAGAUGCUUCUCUCUUCCAUCGGCAUUGUUGCUGGAACUUUGUGCAACAGUUCAGGGAGCGGAAUCACUUUGGCAGCUGAAUUUACCGAUAUGCCAGCGCUUAGAGGGAAGGAUUAUGGCAAGACAAAAAUGCGAUACCCAGACUACACUGAAACUGAAUCAGGACUCCAAUAUAAGAAUACAGGACUUGCGACCAGGGAAUGGCCCCAAACCCAAGACGGGAGAGACAGUUGUGGUAGAUUGGGAUGGCUACACCAUAGGUUAUUAUGGUCGUAUAUUUGAAGCACGUAAUAAAACCAAGGGUGGUUCCUUUGAGGGCGAUGACAAGGACUUUUUCAAAUUCAAAGUAGGUUCUAAUGAGGUAAUACCAGCUUUUGAAGAGGCUAUUUCAGGCAUGGCUCUAGGGGGAGUUAGAAGGAUAAUUGUGCCCCCGGAACUUGGAUAUCCUGAGAAUGAUUAUAAUAAGAGUGGGCCAAGACCAACAACUUUCUCGGGCCAACGAGCUUUGGACUUCGUACUGAGGAACCAAGGGUUAAUAGACAAGACUCUCUUGUUUGAUAUUGAGUUGUUGAAGAUUAUUCCAAACUAAUUGAUCAGAUUUUGAGUUGACUCUCAAAUAUCAGUCAGAACAUUGAGAACGGUAACUAAGAUUACUUCUCUUGUGCAUACUCCUUUAUGAAAAAAUGCCCACCAAGUCUAUGACUGAAACCAACUGACACACCAGACAGCCAUCACAUUCGCAUGAAAACCAGAAGUGUCACCUGUGAGGCAAACUGGGUAGGCCACAAAUAUCGUUGAUCAUUUGGCAUUCCCGCACUACUGAGAAGAAUGAAACUCCUUUACUUUUCUCUUUCUUUUGUAUGUAUGUAGCUCAUUGAUAAAACAAUAACUCAAGUGAAUAUCUAAUUCAUUUCUUUAGUAAAUGGAUUAGUUCUGCUUGAUGUGAUAUAUUGUGCAACCUUUGGAAUUUGGACUUUUGAAGUCAAAGAAUGCCUUUUUGAACUAUCAACUAUGAAGUUGGCAUGUUGUUGAUGUGUAGAAAACAAACCCGCAACACCUAGCUUCUAUUCUCAUGGCUAUAACUCAAAAUCUGUAUGAAACUAUUUUGGAUUCAA